AGCAGGCCCGAAGGGGCGACUCUAAAGGGUCAUGGCUUGAAGAGCCUUCAUCUAUCUCUGAUUAUAUUCAGAAGAUGUAUAAGUAUCUUCAUAUCGCUUUUGAUUUUCGAUUGGUGUAUCGACCACCACAUUGG
Messenger RNA from Dentiscutata erythropus, 134 nucleotides. The record is from the annotation of a GenBank genome assembly. Lineage: Eukaryota; Fungi; Glomeromycota; Glomeromycetes; Diversisporales; Gigasporaceae.